GUUGCAAAGAGUUCAUUAAACUUUCAACCACAAAUUGAUAACAACAACCAAGCUGAGCCACCAUGCUAACAAAGUGAAAUGGAGGAGGAAAGAACAAAACAACACUGUUUUAAUCCAGUGUUGACUCCAGGUAAUCAAUAAUGUUUUGCAUUUGUAAAGAAACGUCUACGUGUCAACGUGGGUUAUCUAGCUACCUAACAUAAACUAGCUAACCUAAGCUAGCUAUCCGCCAGCUGUUUCGAACAGUGAGUGUACGUUAGCUGGUUGUUAGCCACUGAACGUUAUUAGCUAGCUAGAAAGUUAGCAAGAAACUUGUAUCCUAGUCUAAAUAGUCCCCUACUUAUUUGGCAAGAUAGCUAACUAGUUACGUAACUAGUUAGCUAACUAGAACACUUAGCUUAUUUUGGUUGUCUAGCUACCUAGUUAGAUAACGUACUAGUUUGAGUCAGUGCAUGGAAGGUGCAAGUUGCUAAAUACUUUUUGGGGGACUUAUUGUUGCCUAGGUUCAGUGAGUUUCUCCGUGAUGCAGGAACAUUUGUUUUUCAUGUAGCUACCUAGCACAUUUGUAAAAAUAUUUUUUGUUACCUUUCACUGACUGUUCUAGUGCAGCAUCGUUGGAAAGAUUUCAGAUUUAUCAAACCUUUAUCAAGUUAUGAUACUGCUAUUACACAUUAACUAAAUGUAUCUGUCAAUCUCUACAGAUCCAGGGGGGGAGAAGCCCCGUCGAGAUGGGCCGGAUGAACCUAUCGCUGUGGCGGUGAUUGGCAGGCAGCUGACUGAACCAGGGCGCUUUGCCUACGCUGGGCUCUGUGGGGUCUCCUUGGGCCAGCUGUUUCCUGGACCUGAGAACAGGUACAGUACUGCAGGGGUUCCCAAACGACCCCUCACACGCCCCACAAUUUGGCACAAUUUGGCAACCACUGCUGUACUGUACCCUCAGAAUAACUGUACCAAAUAUGUACAGUGCAUUCGGAAAGUAUUCAGACCCCUUGACUUUUUCCACAUUUUGUGACAUUACUGCCUUAUUCUAAAAUGGAUUAAAUUGUUUUUUUCCCCCUCAUCAAUCUACACACAAUAACCAAUAACUGUCCAAGAUGGAGUAGCAGUGCGGUCGUGUAUUCUGUUGUGUCCUCGUGUAAAUAGCCUGUUUUUUUGUAUUUUUUCGUAUAUAUUUCUCGCUCACUUUCCAUCCUUUAACUAAAUAUACUUUCCUGCAACCCGCCUCACCCAAUGUGGAACGGAUUCUAUUAUUUCUUCAUUUUUAUCAAGAACCUAUGGCUGAAACUAGCCAGCUAGCCAGCUAACUAGCUACUUGCUAUUAGCCACCGUUUGCAGUCUUCACCACUGUCGGUGGCCUGUACUACCUACCAGCCAGCUCUAGCCUGGACAAUUAUCAAAUCAAAUCAUAUCAAAUUUUAUUGGUCACAUGCGCCGAAUACAACAGGUGCAGACAUUACAGUGAAAUGCUUACUUACAGCCCUUAACCAACAGUGCAUUUAUUUUUAACAAAAAAAGUAAAAAUAAAACAACAACAAAAAAAGUGUUGAGAAAAAAAAGAGCAGAAGUAAAAUAAAGUAACAGUAGGGAGGCUAUAUAUACAGGGGGGUACCGUUGCAGAGUCAAUGUGCGGGGGCACCGGCUAGUCGAGGUAGUUGAGGUAAUAUGUACAUGUGGGUAGAGUUAAAGUGACUAUGCAUAAAUAAUUAACAGAGUAGCAGCAGCGUAAAAAGGAUGGGGUGGGGGGGGCAGUGCAAAUAGUCCGGGUAGCCAUGAUUAGCUGUUCAGGAGUCUUAUGGCUUGGGGGUAGAAGCUGUUGAGAAGUCUUUUGGACCUAGACUUGGCACUCCGGUACCUCUUGCCGUGCGGUAGCAGAGAGAACAGUCUAUGACUAGGGUGGCUGGAGUCUUUGACAAUUUUGAGGGCCUUCCUCUGACACCGCCUGGUAUAGAGGUCCUGGAUGGCAGGAAGCUUGGCCCCAGUGAUGUACUGGGCCGUACGCACUACCCUCUGUAGUGCCUUGCGGUCGGAGGCCAAGCAGUUGCCAUACCAGGCGGUGAUGCAACCAGUCAGGAUGCUCUCGAUGGUGCAGCUGUAGAAUAUUUUGAGGAUCUGAGGACCCAUGCCAAAUCUUUUCAGUCUCCUGAGGGGGAAUAGGCUUUGUCGUGCCCUCUUCACGACUGUCUUGGUGUGUUUGGACCAUGAUAGUUCGUUGGUGAUGUGGACACCAAGGAACUUGAAGCUCUCAACCUGUUCCACUACAGCCCCGUCGAUGAGAAUGGGGGCGUGCUCAGUCCUCUUUUUUUUCCUGUAGUCCACAAUCAUCUCCUUUGUCUUGGUCACGUUGAGGGAGAGGUUGUUGUCCUGGCACCACACGGCCAGGUCUCUGACCUCCUCCCUAUAUGCUGUCUCAUCGUUGUCGGUGAUCAGGCCUACCACUGUUGUGUCGUCGGCAAACUUAAUGAUGGUGUUGGAGUCGUGCCUGGCCAUGCAGUCAUGGGUGAACAGAGAGUACAGGAGGGGACUGAGCACGCACCCCUGAGUGGCCCCCGUGUUGAGGAUCAGUGUGGCAGAUGUGUUGUUACCUACCCUUACCACCUGGGGGCGGCCCGUCAGGAAGUCCAGGAUCCAGUUGCAGAGGGAGGUGUUUAGUCCCAGGAUCCUUAGCUUAGUGAUGAGCUUAGAGGGCACUAUGGUGUUGAAUGCUGAGCUGUAGUCAAUGAAUAGCAUUCUCACGUAGGUGUUCCUCUUGUCCAGGUGGGAAAGGGCAGUGUGGAGUGCAAUAGAGAUUGCAUCAUCUGUGGAUCUGUUGGGGCGGUAUGCAAAUUGGAGUGGGUCUAGGGUUUCUGGGAUAAUGCUGUUGAUGUGAGCCAUGACCAGCCUUUCAAAGCACUUCAUGGCUACAGACGUAAGUGCUACGGGUCGGUAGUCAUUUAGGCAGGUUAUCUUAGAGUCAUUGGGCACGGGGACUAUGGUGGUCUGCUUGAAACAUGUUGGUAUUACAGACUCAGUCAGGGACAUGUUGAAAAUGUCAGUGAAGACACUUGCCAGUUGGUCAGCACAUGCUCGGAGUACACGUCCUGGUAAUCCGUCUGGCCCUGCGGCCUUGUGAAUGUUGACCUGCUUAAAAGUCUUACUCACAUCGGCUACGGAGAGCGUGAUCACAUAGUCAUCCGGAACAGCUGGUGCUCUCAUGCAUGCUUCAGUGUUGCUUGCCUCGAAGCGAGCAUAGAAGUGGUUUAGCUCGUCUGGUAGGCUUGUGUCACUGGGCAGCUCGCGGCUGUGCUUCCCUUUGUAGUCUGUAAUAGUUUUCAAGCCCUGCCACAUCCGACGAGCGUCAGAGCCAGUGUAGUGCGAUUCAAUCUUAGUCCUGUAUUGACUCUUUGCCUGUUUGAUGGUUCGUCGGAGGGCAAGAUCUCACCCCGUGGGGUCAAAAUGAUCACAAGAACGGUGAGCAAAUAUCUAUUUUGGUUUCAUCUGACCAUAUGACAUUCUCCCAAUCCUCUUCUGGAUCAUCCAAAUGCACUCUAGCAAACUUCAGACGGGCCUGGCUUAAGCAGGGGGACACGUCUGGCACUGCAGGAUUUGAGUCCCUGGCGGCGUAGUGUGUUACUGAUGGUAGGCUUUGUUACUUUGGUCCCAGCUCUCUGCAGGUCAUUCACUAGGUCCCCCCGUGUGGUUCUGGGAUAUUUGCUCACCGUUCUUGUGAUCAUUUUGACCCCACGGGGUGAGAUCUUGCGUGGAGCCCCAGAUCGAGGGAGAUUAUCAGUGGCCUUGUAUGUCUUCCAUUUCCUAAUAAUUGCUCCCACAGUUGAUUUCUUCAAACCAAGCUGCUUACCUAUUGCAGAUUCAGUCUUCCCAGCCUGGUGCAGGUCUACAAUUUUGUUUCUGGUGUCCUUUGACAGCUCUUUGGUCUUGGCCGUAGUGGAGUUUGGAGUAUGACUGUUUGAGGUUGUGGACAGGUGUCUUUUAUACUGAUAACAAGUUCAAACAGGUGCCAUUAAUACAGGUAACGAGUGGAGGACAGAGGAGCCUCUUAAAGAAGAAGUUACAGGUCUGUGAGAGCCAGAAAUCUUGCUUGUUUGUAGGUGACCAAAUACUUAUUUUCCACCAUAAUUUGCAAGUAAAUUCAUUAAAAAUCCUACAAUGGGAUUUUCUGGAUUUUUUUUUCCUCAUUUUGUCUGUCAUAGUUGACGUGUACCUAUGAUGAAAAUUACAGGCCUCUCUCAUCUUUUUAAGUGGGAGAACUUGCACAGUUGGUGGCUGACUAAAUACUUUUUUUCCCCACUGUAUGGUCAGAUGAAACCAAAAUAGAACUUUUUGGUAAAAACUCAACUCGUCGUGUUUGGAGGACAAAGAAUGCUGAGUUGCAUCCAAAGAACACCAUACCUACUGUGAAGCAUGGGGGUGGAAACAUCAUGCUUUGGGGCUGUUUUUCUGCAAAGGGACCAGGACGACUGAUCCGUGUAAAGGAAAGAAUGAAUGGGGCCAUGUAUCGUGAGAUUUUGAGUGAAAACCUCCUUCCAUCAGCAAGGGCAUUGAAGAUGAAACGUGGCUGGGUCUUUCAGCAUGACAAUGAUCCCAAACACACCGCCCGGGCAACGAAGGAGUGGCUUCGUAAGAAGCAUUUCAAGGUCCUGGAGUGGCCUAGCCAGUCUCCAGAUCUCAACCCCAUAGAAAAUCUUUGGAGGAAGUUGAAAGUCUGUGUUGCCCAGCGACAGCCCCAAAACAUCACUGCUCUAGAGGAGGAUCUGCAUGUAGGAAUGGGCCAAAAUACCAGCAACAGUGUGUGAAAACCUUGUGAAGACUUACAGAAAACGUUUGACCUGUGUCAUUGCCAACAAAGGGUAUAUAACAAAGUAUUGAGAAACUUUUGUUAUUGACCAAAUACUUAUUUUCCACCAUAAUUUGCAAAUACAUUCAUUAAAUAUCCUACAAUGUGAUUUUCUGGAUUUUUUUUUCUCAUUUUGUCUGUCAUAGUUGACGUGUACCUAUGAUGAAAAUUACAGGCCUCUCUCAUCUUUUUAAGUGGGAGAACUUGCACAAUUGGUGGCUGACUAAAUACUUUUUUCCCCCACUGUAGAUGUACAGUGGGGAGAACAAGUAUUUGAUACACUGCCGAUUUUGCAGGUUUUCCUACUUACAAAGCAUGUAGAGGUCUGUAAUUUUUAUCAUAGGUACACUUCAACUGUGAGAGACGGAAAUCCAGAAAAUCACAUUGUAAGAUUUUAAAGUAAUUAAUUUGCAUUUUAUUGCAUGACAUAAGUAUUUGAUCACCUACCAACCAGUAAGAAUUCCGGCUCUCACAGACCUGUUAGUUUUUCUUUAAGAAGCCCUCCUGUUCUCCACUCAUUACCUGUAUUAACUCGUUACCUGUAUAAAAGACACCUGUCCACACACUCAAUCUAGCAGACUCCAACCUCUCCACAAUGGCCAAGACCAGAUAGCUGUGUAAGGACAUCAGGGAUAAAAUUGUAGACCUGCACAAGGCUGGGAUGGGCUACAGGACAAUAGGGAAGCAGCUUGGUGAGAAGGCAACAACUGUUGGCGCAAUUAUUAGAAAAUUGAAGAAGUUCAAGAUGACGGUCAAUCACCCUCGGUCUGGGGCUCCAUGCAAGAUCUCACCUCGUGGGGCAUCAAUGAUCAUGAGGAAGGUGAGGGAUCAGCCCACAACUACACGGCAGGACCUGGUCAAUGACCUGAAGAGCGCUGGGACCACAGUCUCAAAGAAAACCAUUAGUAACACACUACGCCGUCAUGGAUUAAAAUCCUGCAGCGCACGCAAGGUCCCCCUGCUCAAGCCAGCGCAUGUUCAGGCCCGUCUGAAGUUUGCCAAUGACCAUCUGGAUGAUCCAGAGGAGGAAUGGGAGAAAGUCAUGUGGUCUGAUGAGACAAGAAUAUAGCUUUUUGGUCUAAACUCCACUCGCUGUGUUUGGAGGAGGAAGAAGGAUGAGUACAACCCCAAGAACACCAUCCCAACCGUGAAGCAUGGAGGUGGAAACAUCAUUCUUUGGGGACACACAGCCAGGGCAACUAAGGAGUGGCUCCGUAAGAAGCAUGUCAAGGUCCUGGAGUGGCCUAGCCAGUCUCCAGACCUGAACCCAAUAGAAAAUCUUUGGAGGGAGCUGAAACAUUUUCCAUCUAGAUAGAACUGCCAAAGGGGGGCGGCGUUGCAAUCUGCUGUAGAGAUAUCAUAUCAUACUAUCCAGGUCUGUGCCCAAACAGUUUGAGCUUCUACUUCUAAAAAUCCACCUUUCUAGAAAUAAGUCUCUCACUGUUGCCGCUUGCUACAGACUCCCCUCAGCCCCCAGUUGUGCCCUGGACACCAUAUGUGAAUUGCUUGCCCCCCAUCUAUCCUCAGAGUUCGUACUGCUUGGUGACCUAAACUGGGAUAUGCUUAACACCCCGGCCGUCCUACAAUCUAAACUAGAUGCCCUCAAUCUCACACAAAUUAUCAAGGAACCUACCAGGUACAACCCUAAAUCUGUAAACAUGGGCACCCUCAUAGAUAUCAUCCUGACUAAUUUACCCUCUAAAUACACCUCCGCUGUCUUCAACCAGGAUCUCAGCGAUCACUGCCUCAUUGCCUGCGUCCGUAAUGGGUCUGUGGUCAAACGACCACCCCUCAUCACUGUGAAACGCUCCCUAAAACACUUCAGCGAGCAGGCCUUUCUAAUUGACCUGGCCCGGGUAUCCUGGAUGGAUAUUGACCUCAUUCCGUCAGUAGAGGAUGCCUGGAUGUUCUUCAAAAGUGCUUUCCUCUCCAUCUUAAAUAAGCAUGCCCUAUUAAAAAAAUUCAGAACUAAGAACAGAUAUAGCCCCUGGUUCACCCCAGACUUGACUGCCCUUGACCAGCACAAAAACAUCCUGUGGCGUACUGCAUUAGCAUCGAACAGCCCCCGCGAUAUGCAACUUUUCAGAGAAGGCAGGAACCAAUAUACACAAUCAGUUAGGAAAGCAAAGGCUAGCUUUUUCAAACAUAAAUGUGCAUUCUGUAGCACUAACUCCAAAAAGUUUUGGGACACUGUAAAGUCCAUGGAGAAUAAGAGCACCUCCUCCCAGCUACCCACUGCACUGAGGCUAGGAAACACUGUCACCACCGAUAAAUCUACGAUAAUCAAGAAUUUCCAUGCUUUCCACCUGGCUACCGCUACCCCGGCCACCAGCUCUGCACCCUCCGCUGCAACUUGCCCAUGCCCCCCCCGCUUCUCCUUCACCCAAAUUCAGAUAGCUGAGGUCCUGAAAGAACUGUAAAAUCUGGACCCUACAAAUCAGCUGGGCUAGACAAUCUGGACCCUUUCUUUCUAAAAUUAGCUGCCGAAAUUGUCGCAACCUCUAUAACUAGCCUGUUCAACCUCUCUUUUGUAUCGUCUGAGAUCCCCAGAGAAUGGAAAGCUGCCGCGGUCAUCUCCAUCUUCAAAGGGGGUGACACUCUAGAUCCAAACUGUUACAGACCUAUAUCCAUCCUGCCCUGCCUUUCGAAAGUAUUUGAAAGCCAAGUUAACAAACAGAUCACCGACCAUUUCGAAUCCCACCGUACCUUCUCCGCUAUGCAAUCUGGAUUCCGAGCUGGUCAUGGGUGCACCUCAGCCACGCUCAAGGUCCUAAAUGAUAUAAUAACUGCGAUCGAUAAAAGACAGUACUGUGCAGGCGUCUUUAUCGACCUGGCCAAGGCUUUUGACUCUGUCAAUCACCGCAUUCUUAUUGGCAGACUAAAUAGGCUUGGUUUCUCAUAUGACUGCCUCGCCUGGAUCACCAACUACUUCUCAGAUAGAGUUCAAUGUGUCAAACUGGAGGGCCUGUGGUCUGGACCUCUGGCAGUCUAUGGGGUGCCACAGGGUUCAAUUCUCGGGCCGACUCUAUUCUCUGUGUAUAUCAAUGAUGUUGCUCUUGCUGCUGGUGACUCUCAGAUCCACCUCUACGCAGACGGCACCAUUUUGUAUACAUAUUUCCCUUCAUUGGACACUGUGUUAACAAACCUCCAAACGAGCUUCAAUGCCAUACAACACUCCUUCAGUAGCCUCCAACUGCUCUUAAACGCUAGUAAAACUAAAUGCAUGCUCUUCAAUCGAACGCUGCUGGCACCCGCCCGCCCGACUAGAAUCACUACUCUCGGCGGGUCUGACUUAGAAUAUGUGGACAACUACAAAUACCUAGGUGUCUGGUUAGACCAUAAACUCUCCUUUCAGACUCAUAUUAAGCAUCUCCAAUCCAAAGUUAAAUCUAGAAUCGGCUUCCUAUUUCGCAACAAAGCCUCCUUCACUCAUGCUGCUAAACAUGCCCUCGUAAAACUGACUAUCCUACCGAUCCUUGACUUCGGCGAUGUCAUUUACAAAAUAGCUUCCAACACUCUACUCAGCAAAUUGGAUGUAUUAUAUCACAGUGCCUUCCGUUUUGUCACCAAAGCCCCAUAUACUACCCACCAUUGUGACCUGUACGCUCUCGUUGGCUGGCCCUCACUACAUAUUCGUCACCAAACCCACUGGCUCCAGGUCAUCUAUAAAUCACUUAUAGGCAAAUCCCCGCCUUAUCUUAGCUCAUUGGUCACCAUAGCAACACCCACCCGCAGUAUGCGUUCCAGCAGGUAUAUCACUGGUCAUCCCCAAAGCCAACACCUCCUUUGGCCACCAUUCCUUCCAGUUCUCUGCUGGAAAUGACUGGAACGAACUGCAAAAAUCUCUGAAGCUGGAGACACUCACUAACUUUAAGCAUCAGUUGUCAGAGCAGCUUACCGAUCACUGCACCUGUACACAGCCCAUCUGUAAUUAGCCCACCCAACUACCUCAUCCCCAUAUUGUUAUUUACAUUGUUAUUUAUUUUGUUCAUUUGCACCACAGUAUCUCUAUUUGCACAUCAUCUUCUGCACAUCUAUCACUCCAGUGUUAAUACUAAAUUGUAAUUAUUUUGCACUAUGGCCUAUUUAUUGCCUUACCUCCAUAACUACUACAUUUGCACACACUGUAUAUAGAUUUUCUAUUGUGUUAUUGACUGUACGUUUUGUUUAUUCCAUAUGUAACUCUGUGUUGUUGUUUUUAUCGCACUGCUUUGCUUUAUCUUGGCCAGGUCGCAGUUGUAAAUGAGAACUUGUUCUCAACUGGCUUACCUGGUUAAAUAAAGGUGAAAUAAAAUAAAAUAAAAAUAAUGACAAAGCAAAAACACGUUUUUACAGCCUCGAGUCUUCUUGGGUAUGACGCUACAAGCUUGGUACACCUGUAUUUGUGGAGUUUCUCCCAUUCUUCUCUGCAGAUCCUCUCAAGCUCUGUCAGGUUGGAUGGGGAGCGUCGCUGCACAGCUAUUUUCAGGUCUCUCCAGAGAUGUUCGAUUGGGUUCAAGUCCGGGCUCUGGCUGGGCCACUCAAGGACAUUGAGACUAUGUCCCAAAGCCACUUCUGCGUUGUCUUGGCUGUGUGCUUAGGGUCGUUGUCCUGUUGGAAGGUGAACCUUCGCCCCAGUCUGAGGUACUGAGCACUCUGGAGCAGGUUUUCAUCAAGGAUCUCUCUGUACUUUGCUCCAUUCAUCUUUCCCUCGAUCCUGACUUGUCUCCCUGCCGCUGAAAAACAUUCCCACAGCAUGAUGCUGCCACCACCAUGCUUCACCGUAGGGAUGGUGCCAGGUUUCCUCCAGACGUGACGCUUGGCAUUCAGGCCAAAGAGUUCAAUCUUGUUUUCAUCAGACCAGAGAAUCUUGUUUCUCAUGGUCUGAGAGUCCUUUAGAUGACUUUUUUGCAAACGCCAAGUGGGCUGUCGUGCCUUUUAUUGAGGAGUGGCUUCUAUCUGGCUACUCUACAAAGGCCUGACUGGUGGAAUGGUGCAGAUAUGGUUGUCUUUCUGUAAGGUUAUUUUAAUAAAUUUGUUGAUAUGAAUAUGAACAAUAUGAACAUCUUGCUGGCUUUGCCUAAACUUAGUCCUCUAAUCGUUGUACAGGUCUUUCCGGGAGCAGUACCUGGAGGGGCUGGUGCUAUGGCUGGGGCUGGAUGAGUCGGUGAUGCCCGUCAUGGGGGCCUUUCUGGCAGGCCUGGGAUUCGAGGGCAGCGACACCUUCCUCUCCAUCCUUCAGGCUGAGCCACUACUGUCUGCACGGGCCACUCCCAUCACACAGGUGGGUUCGGUCACUGCCUUGCACAUAUCCAAUCAAAUGCUGGAAUGAUUAAUCAGUGUAUUGGUGAUAUGACCAUGCUCUCUCUUUUUUGCACAAGUGACCUACAUGUAACUUAUUAUAUUUGUGGCCCAGCACUUCAAAACAAAGUAAGCUUUGGGCAUACUGUCACUUCUAAGAUCAUUCACAAGUUCCUUGUGUCAUUCUCUCUCACUCACAGGACCUUGUGUCUUUUUCCAUCAAAGAUGGUAAGUAGCUUACAUUAAUUAGUUAGUAGAGUUGGCCUUCAUCAAAACUGGAAAGUUCAUAAAGUACUAACAAUGUCUCUGAAUGUGACCAAAACAUACUUUGAUCCCAGGCCUGUACGACUCCAGAUCACGAGUCCUAAUUCGCCAUGUCAGCUGUCUACUGCGAGUGUCCCCUCAGCAACUGGAGGAGUUUGAGGCGACGCUGGGUGAACGACUGAGAGAGGGAGUGGUGGAGAGCGCGUAAGUGAGGGAGAGAAGAAUGAAUAAAAACUAGUUUCCCUAGUCAUGAAGAUGUUUAAACUAGAUAAAAUGUUUAUCUAUGUUGGUGGCAGUGUGAUUUUUGCAUGGGUAAUUACAUUCAGUGUACUCUCUUUUAUGUGUCAUUGCUUUGCCUCAGGACUGACUACAACAGUAAGUUUGUUUAUCCUUUAUGGUCUACUUGGUUUGGUUUCAGUAGGGAAUGACCCUGUGGUGAAACAUGUAUUCAUAAACUGUAGUACUUCCGUCACAUUGUAAACAUUGUCGUUGAGUAGCCUAUAUGAAUCCACCAAUACAUCUAUUGUUUAUAGACCAUUAUGCAUCUCGCUGUAUAUUCAGAUGCUCUUCUUUCUUUUAUCUCUCAGAGAGGAUUCAUCUCGGCGACGGACAAAAGAGAGAGGACGUAAAUUACGACGCUACCUCCUCAUUGGCCUGGCCACUGUGGGUGGAGGAGCUGUGAUUGGUCAGUGCCUUAACUUGGGCCAAUCGCUAGUAUUAGAGGCAGCAUUGAGAAAUUCAAAUUUGUUGUAUUACUCACUCAUUAGCAAAUUAUGCCAUUAUUUAAUGUAGGUGUGACGGGCGGGUUGGCGGCACCACUGGUGGCGGCGGGGGCAUCGGCCGUACUAGGGGCAGGAGGGGCGGCUGCUCUGGGCUCAGCCACUGGCAUCGCCAUCAUGGCCUCCCUGUUUGGAGCAGCAGGGGCUGGCUUAACUGGUGAGAUCACUGGGAGAUGAAUGGGCUUUGGCAGUGUAUGAAGAUAGUUUGUCUCCUUUUUAAUUUGAGAUAGGUAGUCUCCUUUUUAAAUUUUUUGUUUGAGAUCAGAAUCUCUUUCCUGCUAUCAUUUACCUUAUUGUCUCACUCGUUCUUUCUCUGUCUCUCUCUAGGCUAUAAGAUGAAUAAGCGGGUGGGAGCAAUAGAGGAGUUUGAGUUUCUGCCACUGAGCUCAGGGAAGCACCUACACCUGACUGUGGCUGUGACCGGCUGGCUGUGCACUGGCAAAUACAGUGAGCAAGCAUAACCUCUCACCAGUCUCACUGUAGAAUCUACCAUCAAUACUAACAUCAAACUGUGUCCACGUACACUGACGGCCACUUAAAGACUACCAAGGUCAUCUACUGUACAUACUUUACAAACCCAUGGAGGCAAAAAGUAGGAGAAUCUUGACUGAACAGAAAGUUGCAAUGUUAUUCAUAUCACUGAUAUGAUAGCGAAUUGAAAAAAUGCAACUGAUAAAGAUUUUCCAUAUCGGUGUCCAUCACUAUUAAAAUUAAUAGUUUCAUGGGACGUACAUUAUAUCACUUACCGGUAUCCACUUUGCUGAACUCACGUGUCCUGUCCUCUCUCCCACCCUCAGGUUCGUUCCAGGCUCCUUGGUGCAGUCUGGGUGCGUGCGGAGAGCAGUACUGUCUGGUGUGGGAGUCUCGUUUCCUCAGGGACCUGGGUUCCACCAUGGCUGCUCUUCUCGACGGCCUGGUCAGCAUGGUGGCCCAGGAGGCCCUCAAGUACACUGUGCUGUCAGGUAGGUCAUCUGUUCUAUCACACCAAGCCUCACCACUGGCUAGUUAAAAAAUAUAUAUUAAGGACAGUGGAAUUCCACUAAAUUGUUUUAUUCAGACAGACAUUGCAUUGAAAUGAGAGGGAAGACAUAGAGAGGGAUACAUUCAGAGUAGCUGGUUGAACAGAUGAUGCCUUCUGUUGAUCUUGUCAAGGGGAGGCAUAUUUUUAGGGGUUACGAUAUCUUGUACUGAAAAUGCCAUCAAUAGGGAUGACGUCGUGAUGCGGAGGCUUGUCUGAUAGAACGUCGGCAACAGCUGUUAGAAAGAAGCCUUAGGGUUCCUUUGACAUUUGUGUGGGUGGAAAUAAGUGGCCAUGUGAGCUUAUAUGCAAGCAUUGUGACUGAGUUAAAUGAGCCUUUUUUUAGAUGAAUGGGAUUUUGUAGUAGGCUACACCAUUGAGAAUUCUUUCCAGUUUCACCAAGGAGUUCAAGGACAAACUUUGAACAUGGCACUCACUCAAUGUAUCCUGUACUGUAGAAACAAAGUCUACAUUAAUUUUCAUUUCAAGUUAAACUUUUCCAUGAACAUAGCAGGUUUGAUUGAUUGUUGAUUUCCAACUAGCAUCCUAAAUUCUAAAGAGUGUUGUCCUCCAGUCUCAUAUAUAGCCUAGCAACCCUCCACUACUGAACAUUUCUUUCCCCUACUUGUCCCUGUCUAGGUAUUGUGACUGCGCUUACAUGGCCUGCCUCUCUACUUGCGGUGGCCAGUGUUAUAGACAAUCCCUGGUCUGUGUGUCUUAGUCGCUCAGCCGAGGUGGGAAAACACCUAGCGCAGGUGUUGAGGAGUAGGCAGCAGGUAUGCUUCUCACUUCUGAGAACAGCUAACACCACACACCAGCAUGACCACUCAGUAGGAUUCAAUCCUGUUGAAACAGGGAUCUCUUGUUAAUUACAUUUCUAAAUACUAAUAUGUUCAAGGUAGGUAGCUUAGUGCUUAAGAGCGUUGUGCCAGUAACCGAAAGGUCGCUGGUUCUAAUCCCCGAGCCGACUAGGUGAAAAAUCUGUCGAUGUGCCCUUGAGCAAGGCACUUAACCCUAAUUGCUCCUGUAAGUCGCUCUGGAUAAGAGCGUCUGCUAAAUGACUAAAAAAUUAAAUUAAAUAAAUAAAAAUAUACAGUGCCCUCCGUAAUUAUCGGGACAGUGAAGCAUUUAUUCCUCUUUUGGCUCUAUACUUAAAAAGUUUGGAUUUUAAAUCAAACAAUGACUAUGAGGUUAAAGUGCAGACUGUCACCUUUAAUUUGAGGGUAUUUACAUCUCUAUCGGGUGAACUGUUUAGAAAGUACAUAGUCACCCCAUUUUAGGGGAGCAAAAGUAUUGGGACAAAUUCACUUAUGUGUAUUAUUAUUCACGAUUCAUUCAGGAUUAUCCAUAAUCAUGGUAGCAUCCACAUUAAUGUAGAAGUGUUUAGAAAAAUAUUUAUUUACAAUAAAAGUGACUCCAAAAUGGCACAGUACAUUAUUUACCAUUAAUUUCGAUUGGGCACAAAAUAAUCUGAAACAACCUAAACAAAGAGCAAAUGCAUCCAACUGUCACAAGCUUGAGUCAUUGCGUGCUAUGAAUAUGGGAAGAAAUACUUAACUUUGUACUACUUUAAUAUACAUAAGUGAAUUUGUCCCAGUACUUUUUCUUAUGUACAAACACUGCUGUAAUUUCUAAAUGCUUCACCCGAUAUGGAUGAAAAUACCCUCAAAUUAAAGCUGACUGUCUGUCUGCACUUUAACCUCAUAGUUAUUGUUUGAUUUUUCAUUAUUGAGCCAAAAGAAAAAUGCUUCACUGUCCGACUAAUUACGGAGGACACUGUAGCUGUAAUUAGGGCUGGGCGAUAUAUCAAAUUAAUUUGAAUUAUGUUUGAGACGCAUUUGGAAUAUUGUGCUAUCGCAAUAAUGGAGUUUAAUUUAAUUUUUGUAUGAACGUUUAUGUCCACUUGUUCUCAUGUCUUUUUUGUCUCGUCUCCUUCGCUCCUUCUGCUGUGACUGUGCACGUUCCCAUUUACACACACACACACCAAGCCCCUGCCACUCACAACAACAAAGAUGAGAGAUCACUUCUUCCUCUCUGACAAGCGGUUUCAACUCGCUAUUUGCAUUUGAGGUUUGGUCCAACAGUUGAGACAUUAUUUUACUGUAAUAGAAUUUAACCUUUCUAACAAUGCCCUUUUUAUGUCUCAACUCCUCAAAUUGCACUCAGAGCAUACACUACUAAAACAGGAGUAUCAACUAACAUUGAUUCUGGAAAAUAAAUGCUCAGUGUGUCGCGUGCGGCAUUGAGGUACUACCGCUAGCAGCAUUUUAGCCAAAGAUUGUUAUACUAGAUGUCUAGUCUUGUUUCGGCCGAGGCUGCUCCUCCUCCUUGUUCGGGCAGGCUUCGGCGGUCGUCGUCCCCGGAGUACUAGCUACCACCGUUCGAUGUUUCAUGUUUGUUUGGUUUUGUCUGUUUGUACACCUGUCCCUUGUUAGUGUUUGAUUUUGUUUCCUAUUUAGUUAUCGUGUGUUGGGUCAGGUGUUAUGUGUGAUUGUUAUGUCAGCUGUUGCUGUUGAUGGGUUUUCUCUCUCGUGUUGUUUGUGUCGAGAGUCCGCACUGCGUGCGCCUUUUCUUGUUUUUACGCACUGUUGUGUGUGUGCGUAAUUUGUUCAUGCCUCCCGGUUGGGUUGGCUAUUCACCUGUUUGGAGUUACUAUUUUGGAUUACUAAAGUCUGUUGACGAACACCCUUGUUCCUGCGCUUGAUUCCCUGCACCACAUCCACACUCAGCGUUCUGACAGAAUCACACAUCAACCCAUGGAAUCAGCAGGAGCAACCGUGCCAACAGACAUUAUGGAGGACCGUCUUCGUGGGCAGGAGGACAGGAUCAACCAGAUCGGUCACGCCCUGGAUCGGGUGAUGAACACUCUCCACCGAUGGGAAAGCAGCGGGGUACCUACCAUGAUUAUGGAUAAUCCUGAAUGAAUCGUGAAUAAUAAUACACAUAAGUGAAUUUGUCCCAAUACUUUUGCUCCCCUAAAAUGGGGUGACUAUGUACUUUCUAAACAGUUCACCCGAUAGAGAUGUAAAUACCCUCAAAUUAAAGGUGACAGUCUGCACUUUAACCUCAUAGUCAUUGUUUGAUUUAAAAUCCAAACUUUUUAAGUAUAGAGCCAAAAGAGGAAUAAAUGCUUCACUGUCCCGAUAAUUACGGAGGGCACUGUAUAUUUUUAUUUAUUUAAUUUAAUUUUUUAGUCAUUUAGCAGACGCUCUUAUCCAGAGCGACCUUUCGGUUACUGGCACAACGCUCUUAAGCACUAAGCUACCUACCUUGAACAUAUUAGUAUUUAGAAACUGACAAGUCUGUGUUUUAUAAGUGUGCAAUAAGCAUAAAACACAAUUAUAUAAGGAAUUGCCAACUUGGUAGGUAGCCCACUUGAUUUCAACAUCUGAACAAAGUGGACAGGCUAGCAUGCUGUUCAAACAGUUGGAGAUGGACAGAAGGGUGUGUUCACAACAGUUCAACUGUUCUACCUUGUUAGCUAGCAAACAGUGUUGGCAACUAUUUUUCAGUGAGAUCCGCUAUUGGCUCCUUGAUCUGUCGCUAGAUUACGUUUUGCCGUGACGUCACAGCACCAAUUUGCCUUGCUGCGGUCCCCGACGUAGAUUUUCACCCACUCUCCUGCUGCACACCCCCUCCCCUUGUGCUUCUUUGCAUGUGUGCGCAGUUGCUGUGACUUCUGUUGCACAGACAGCUUCUUCUAAAUGCAUUUCAAAACCAUAGUAACCCUUGGUGUCAAAACUCCCCAAAGGCUGCCUGAAAAGUAACUGAAUUUGUCGCUAGAAUCUUUUACGAAUACAAGUCGCUGGAGGGCUAUGAAAACUGGCAAAAUAUAUCGACAACGUCGCUAAAUUGGCAACAAGUUGGCUAAACUUGAAAUAUAAAGAUUAGCUGGCUACUCACUAGCACAUGGGCUUGUGCUUGAGAGAUUGUGUAUGAGACCAGUGUUAUGCCUGCUACAAGAAGUUAGUCAUUAUUAGUGAAUGUGCAUUAUGCAUGGUUCUGGUAAAAUUUGAGACAGAAAGGGCAUUUUCAUAGACUUGAAAGCCAGAUCAGUGAUUAUUGCAGAAAAGCUGGUUAAACCAUUUUGAGAAAAUAAUUAAAUUAUUAGUCGGUCUUAUGGUUGCGGAAGGCUUAUAUUUAUCCUAGGUAUAAUUUCACAAGCCCUGAAUUCAUUAGAUUAUUGCAGACUGUUUGAAAUGCAGUGUACAACAAAACGUAAAAAUAUCGUGAAAAUCCCGUAAAUGAAAACAAAAUCCAUAUAUAUGAUUUUUAUGCCAUAUCGCAGAGCCCUAGCUGUAAUGGUCAUUGGAGUUUCAACAUCCACAUUGAAGGUUUUACAAUUAACAUGUCUUUAUACAACUAAAGUAAAAUUUUAUAGAUUUGUUUGCUGUAGAUGUGUUUACAAUUAUCUGAAAGCCUAUGUCAUGAUGUUUGUUGUGUCAACAAAUCAGCAUUGGUGUUAACAUUUUUAAAGGGGAAGCGUCCUGUCAGUCUCAUUGGCUUCAGUCUUGGAGCGAGGGUUAUCUACUUCUGCCUUCAGGAACUUGCCAAAGAUCAAGGUAUAACAUGCACACUAAACCCUUGCCUGACUUUAUACAUACUAUAGACUGUAACAAGCCUAACAAUAGUCAAAUUGUAUUGUUGCAUUUAACUGCAAUGCCUACAGAGAAUUUGCAUAUUCAUCUAGGUAUGCUUUUGAUCUAUUAAUCAAAAUAUUCAUUUUUGUGAGAUAUUUUUGCCAGAUACAUGUCACUGCUUCCACACACACACACAACUGCAAUACAGAACUGUUCAAAUUAACAAUAUGUCUCUCUUUCCAUCCUUCUGUUGUACAUGGUCUCAGGCUGUGAGGGCGUGGUGGAGGAUGUUGUCCUAUUGGGUGCCCCAGUAGAUGGCACCGCCCAAGCCUGGGAGAGAAUGGCCAAGGUUGUCGCUGGGAAGAUAGUGAAUGGAUACUGCAGGUGAGAAAUAAAUCCUAUCCCAUCUUACCUUGGGGGGCGAGAUUGUUAUCUGGGUGAUGUAAAAUAUGUAUACAGCAAGUUUUGAAUUUGAGCUAUUUUCAAACAGAAAUGAAUGUAUAUGACCAUUUCGAUAUUAGAUUAUAUUUUCAUAUGCACGCAUUCUUUAUCUAUUAGGAAUGGCAUAAAUAAGCAUAUAAAUUAUUUAGUCUCUUCAUUGAUAAAGGUAGCACAUUCAUGAUACAAAGGUGCAGUGGUUUUUAUUAAUUGGUCCAUCUACCUGUCAGAGGGGACUGGCUACUGGGAUACGUGUACAGGGGUUCAUCGGCACAGCUGUCUGUUGCAGGGCUUCAGCCAAUCAGCUUGAAUGAUCGCCGCAUAUUCAACGUGGAUCUAUCUUCUGUGGUGAGUUAGACUAUUGUACCUCAAUUAGUCAUUUCUAAAUUAAAAGUGGUAGCUCGCUACAUUUCAAUGACUACCAGGUGUGAGCAGAUGGAGAAUUCACACAACUGUGCAGUACCAACUAGCCUGGUGAUGCUUUCAUCCUAUAAACCGCCGUUGUAGCUUCAUGAUGCUACAGGCCUCAAUGACUCCACAGCCUUGGGAAUGGAAUUAGAGGUCAAGCUAUUGAGAUCUGAAGACGUUUACUAUUGAGCUGCUGGGAGGCAUUGAUUGCGUGAGUUUUUCAGCAGACAAGGUUGAGGGAUGAGAUUACUUCUAGCUACACAAUGGCUGUGUGUUCAAUAGUACUUUUUUUUUUUUUUAUCCAGUUUUUUUUUUGUCAUUUAGCAGACGCUCUUAUCCAGAGCGACUUACAGUGAGUGCAUACAUUAUUAUUUUUUAUUUUUCAUACUGGCCCCCCUUGGGGCCAUUUCAGUUGGUGUCAGGCAAACUUGUACUUUCUCUUUUUUGCCAAUACUGUCUCUAAAACCUUUUAUUACUACAACAUAAUAGACAUGGAUUCAUAAUGCACCAUUUAUUUAAAGUUGAAGGAAAACUAUGUUAAGGUAACUGCAGGUUGUACUGUCAGUUCACAGCCAGGCUUAGGUAUUCAGCCACCACCCCCAUGGACUUGUCAUAUGAAAAGACAACCUUUGACAGAAAAUCAUCAUGGUAGAUGCACAAAGGACAUGUACAACUUGGAGAUCAUUACAAUCUUGACGUGUUGAAUAGGGUCGGGACGAUACCAGUAUCACGGCAAGAAAACAAAACACGAGGCAUCAUUACAUCAUUAUGUUGUUAUUACAUCAUUUAUUUAUUUUCCAAGCUAUAGCACACAAUGUUUUACAUACAGCAGGUUUUUAGAGGACCAAAGAGUUUGGUCUGCUUCGUGUUUUUCAUUUUUGCCAUGGAAUAAAUAUUGCGAUACUGGUAUUGUCCCGGCCCUAGUGUUUGAAUGGAAAUUAUGGAACUCUACAGCAUUAUGUUUUACAUAAUGUUGUUUGCUGUAAAUAAAGUGGCCUAUUCAUGGCAAAACUUCAGUUGCACAAUGUGAAAUCUAUAAAGUGUAAAGUAAUGUCCAGUUAUUAAAACAAGUCCACGGUAUGUUUUGAAUUUCCAUCGGUAAAGGGGUGAAAAUGUGUCCAGAAAGCCCACUUUUCCUUCUCCGAACAUAUUCAAAUGCUUUUAACCCCCCCUCCCCAUUCUUUUAGGUGAAAGGUCACUUGGACUACAUGCGUCAGAUGGAUACCAUCCUCGUAGCAGUGGGCGUGCCCACCAGAGAAGUUCCAGGAGCUGGGGGCGGACCUCUUCAGCCACUCACUAUGACCGAGAGAGAACUGGACAUAGCCAUGGUCCAAUCAGCACCAGGGGAAGUGGCUGAAGAGCAAAAACUGGUUGGUUCUUCGGCUGGAGCAGAUGAGACUUGCAUGGGUGAGGGAGGGCAGCUGGAGGAAAAAGAAGAUAUGGGAGACGGUUGGGAUAUCCCUGACAUAUCAGAUCUGUUGGACUCGCUAAACGAGAUCGAUGUUGUUCCAACUGAAAACAGUGUUGAGGGUAACCUGCAACAGAGUUCUGAGGGGAAUGCCACCCAUAGGGACAACGGUGUAUCUUCCCAUCUAGAGUUUGAUGGAUGGGGAAAGGAGGAGGAGGAGGAGGAGGAGGAGGAAUGGGGAGAGGGAGUAGAGGGGACAGAGUGUGACACUGAACACACAUCCUGGAGUUGGGAGGACACACGCUGGACUCCUGAGCACAAACACAUGGGACCAAACAAGCGGACA
This is a messenger RNA of Coregonus sp. 'balchen', 19352 nucleotides long. NCBI's taxonomy places the organism in Eukaryota, Metazoa, Chordata, Actinopteri, Salmoniformes, Salmonidae. The record is from the annotation of a GenBank genome assembly.